ACUCUCUAUUUGCAUCAAUUAUUAAAAGGAAAAAAGAGAGUAGGCAUCGCUAUAUCUUCUUCUCUCGCAUCUAGGGUUCCGCUGCUUCUCUCUCCGCAUCUGCUUCCGUCACGGGGGAGCCUAGCCGACGAUAUGUAUUGAAUUUCUCAGUAGAGAAGCUCGUUACUCUGAUUGAAUCCACGAUCCUGAAUCUUACAUCCAUCUCACAAGACCUCUUGGGAUUUUCAGAUUCAUAAACAAUUCGAUAGUUAGAUUAGCGUAGGGAUCUAUACGAAGCAAUCGAACACCGGUAAUCGAUUAUGGAUGCUUUUGGUAUGGGGGGAAGCAGUAUGAAUCAAGCUCCUGGACCCGAUGAUCUUAAGAAAGCUGUAGACAAUCCUACAGGUGAUUCAGUGUUCGAUGCAUCUCAGUAUGCGUUUUUUGGGAACGAUGUGGUGGAGGAGGUUGAGCUUGGUGGAUUGGAAGAGGAAGAUGAGAUUUUGUCUUUCAAUGGGAUAGGGGAUGGCUUCUCUUUUGAUAAGGAAGAGGUUGGGGAUUCUAGGCCUUUGUCUGACGUUGAUGAUCUUGCUACUACUUUUUCAAAGUUGAAUAGGGAUCCUGAUGUGUAUAGAAACAUGGGACCAAUCACUGAUAGGCGAUCGAGCCAGAAUUCUUUAGUACCUGAGUGGACUCAGAGGGAGAAGUUACCUGAUUGGCAUGGCUCUGAUGCUAUCAAAGAUGACAAGGCGUGGUCGGCAACACCGUAUCCUGAACCACAACGUCAGCUGCAUCAAAACCUCAAUCAACAACAGUUUCCCAGUGAGCCGAUCAUUGUCCCGAAGUCAUCUUUUGUUUCAUAUCCUCCUCAAGGCAGCAUAUCACCAGAUCAGCGCUUAGGACACCCAAAUUUACCAUAUCAUUCUGGUGGGCCUCAAAUGGGAUCGCCAAACUUCUCUCAGUUCCCUACUUUGCCGCCUCAGUUGGCUGGCAUGCAUCAUGGGUCUCCCCAGCGCACUGGGAACAUGCCUCAGUUUCGUCCUGCUCUUCCUCCGAAUAAUCGCCCUCCCGCUCAAUGGAUGAAUCGUCAAAAUGUGCAUCCUGGUGAUAAUUCAGGGAUCAUGAAUAACGCGAUGCUACAACAGCUGCCUCAUCAAAACGGUUUGAUGCCCCCUCAGAUGCAGGGAUCUCAGAAUAGGUUACAACAUCCAAUGCAGCCUCCUCUCGGUCAUAUGCCAGGAAUGCAGCCUCAGUUAUUCAGUCCCCACCUUUCUCGAUCAUCAUCUUCCGCAAGUUAUGAUGGAAUGCUUGGCUUUGUUGAUCCUAGGGAAUCAAGACCAGGGUCGGCUCAAGGCAACAGACCGAACAUGCGUUUUCAUCAACAAGGCUUUGAUGGUGGUGUUCAGAGGAAAUAUAGUGGGUUGCCUCCUUACCGGUCUAAAUACAUGACAGCAGGGGAGAUAGAGAAUAUUCUGAGAACGCAGCUUGUUGCUACACACAGCAAUGAUCCUUACGUUGAUGAUUACUACCAUCAAGCCUGUCUUGCUAAGAAAUCUGCAGGUGCGAAACUGAAACAUCAUUUCUGUCCAAACCACUUGAGGGACCUACUACAUCCACGGGCACGUACAAACAAUGAGCCCCAUGCGUUUCUUCAAGUUGAUGCUCAUAGUCUUGGUAGAGUUCCUUUCUCUUCAAUCCGCAGGCCUCGUCCCCUUCUUGAAGUGGAUCCUCCAAAUUCAACCAAGUCUGACAAUGCAGAGCACAGGGCUACCGAUAAGCCCCUUGAUGAGGAACCCUUGCUCGCAGCUAGAGUGUACAUUGAGGAUGGUCAUAAUCUCCUCCUUGAUGUUGACGACAUAGAUCGUUUCUUAGAGCUUACCCAACUCCAGGAUGGAGGAAUCCAGUUGAAACAGAAACGGCAAGCUUUGUUGGAAACCCUUGCGGUUUCACUGCAGCUCGUUGAUCCCCUUGCCAAGAAUGGGCAAAGCCGGUCCCAGGAUGAUUUAAUCUUUCAAAGUAUCAUCUCUCUUCCAAAGGGUCGGAAACUACUUAUCAGGUAUCUUCAGCUUAUUUUCCCUGGCAGCGACCUUAUGCGUAUAGUCUGCAUGGCCAUUUUCCGUCAUCUGAGAUCACUGUUUGGAGUCCUCUCAUCCGAUCCUGAUAUCACCAAAACCACAAACAAGCUUGCCAACGUUGUGAACUCGUGCAUUCACAAGAUGGACUUAGGACCCAUAAGCGCCUGUCUAGCAGCUGUUUCCUGUUCUUCCGAGCAGCCACCGCUCCGUCCUUUAGGCAGCCCUGUUGGAGACGGAGCUUCCACGGUACUGAAAUCUACACUCGACAGGGCUUCUGAGCUUCUCCGGGCUAAUAACUUCAACAAUGCGGGCAUGGCUCUAUGGCGUGCUUCCUUCAAUGAGUUCUUCAACCUUCUGAUGAGGUACUGCAUCAGCAAGUACGACGGUAUCAUGCAGACUCUGAACUCGCAGUUGCCACCAGAGUUUGCUAGUGAGAUAUCUGAUGCAGCUGCGCAAGCCAUUGUCCGUGAAAUGCCCAUUGAGCUUCUACGUUCGAGUUUCCCACAUAUCGAUGAGCAGCAAAAGAGAUUGCUAAUGGAGUUUUUGAAACGAUCCAUGCUUGGAAGCCAGAAAACCGAGCCAGUCUUGGGCUGAUAGUAUCUAGAAUCAAGAAACCUUACGGCACCGCGAUGUCUGUAUAUGAAGCAUAAGAUGAUGCAGAAAGGGUAAAAAGAACGGUAGAGAGUUUAAACUCUUUAUUUUUUGGUAGUAGAAAAAAAGCAGCGAAGAAGAGGUUCGGUCUCUCUGUACAGAGAAAGAAAGUCUUUAGCUUUGCAGAACUUUGUAGCCAAGGCAUUAUGUGUUUUCUGUGUUCUCUGUCAUCGUGGUUUUCUUUUUUUGUUUCGAAACCUUUUUUAUGUUUUGAUACUUUCCUUUCUCUUUCAAUGUUUUGCCAAAUAAAUAUUUUGGGUUAUGCUUUGGUAAUGAAUCCUAUUUGUUUGUUCAUA
Messenger RNA from Brassica rapa (field mustard), 2998 nucleotides. Its product is annotated as protein PAT1 homolog. Gene Ontology annotation, cellular component: P-body. NCBI's taxonomy places the organism in Eukaryota, Viridiplantae, Streptophyta, Magnoliopsida, Brassicales, Brassicaceae. Gene Ontology annotation, molecular function: RNA binding. The record is from RefSeq and is a predicted model, not a curated record. Gene Ontology annotation, biological process: deadenylation-dependent decapping of nuclear-transcribed mRNA; P-body assembly.